CACCUUUAAAUGAACAUGUUCAGUUGUUGUUUUUGUUUGGACAUACAACCAAGUGUUGCACAUUAUUCUCUUCAUUUUAUUCAGGGUGAUUAUGUUGUGGAGAAAAUAGAACCAGUUGUGACAGCAGAGGAAUUUGACCGUAUUGUGGCACCAGUUUUGUUAGAAUACUUUGACCACAGCAUAACAAAAGAAGUUGAGACUAGUUUAGAGGAAAUGAACAUCUCAAAGAUGAAGCCGAGGAUAGUCGAGUUAGCAGUGAGUUUGGCGUUAGAUCGCAAAGCAUGCCACCGUGAACUUGUGUCCAUUCUCAUCUCAGACUUGUAUAGUAGAGUUUUAACAGCAAAAGACAUACAGAAAGGCUUUGAUAAUUUGCUCAACACGCUUGCAGAUCUUGUUAUUGACUCACCUGAGGCUCCAAAGGUACUUGGCAUGUUCCUUGCUCGAGCUGUUGCAGACGAUUGUUUGCCACCAAAAUAUAUCCAGACAUAUAAAGGUUCAGUAGAUAAUGAAGCUAAACAAGAAGCCCUGGAGAAGGCGGAGCUUCUUCUCAGUCAGAAACAUGGCAUUGUCCGAUUGGACAACAUCUGGGGCACAGGCGGCGGUAUCAGACCUGUCAAAUAUUUAAUCAAACAGAUGGUGUUAUUACUGAAGGAAUACCUGUCAUCCAGUGAUAUCAAGGAGGCAACACGUUGUUUGCAGGAGUUAGAAGUACCUCAUUUCCAUCAUGAACUAGUCUAUGAGGCCACAGUGAUGGUGAUAGAGGAUGGCACAGAGAGAUCUGCUGAAAGAAUGAUGAACUUUCUUCUGUCACUUAGUGAGGCGUGUAUCAUCACUCCGGAACAAAUGUCUCAGGGAUUUAAGCGAGUGUUUGAUAACAUGCCAGAUAUCAAUUUAGACGUCCCAAAUGCUUAUGUGAUACUAGAAAGGUUUGGUGAGAUGUGUCACCGUGAUAGCGUCAUGUCUGCACAAACCUACCGAGAUCUUCCUAGAGGGGGCCGAAAACGAUUUGUCUCUGAGGGCGAUGGCGGGCGAAUAAAACCAGCUGUUCUGUGAUUUACCUCUUUCAAAAUGGCUGCCUUGGACAGGUCACAUGAUGGCAGGUCAUGUGACUGCAAUAUCUGACAUGAUUGGUUAUGGGCAUUUCAAGCUAGUGCAGGAAAAUACCUGUUGUAAAACAAUAGUAGAAAUGGAAUCAUGUUGGUGAAAGUGCAGCUUACACCUAGACAUUGUGUAAAUAUAUUGUGUAACUCUGGUGCAGACAAAUGAAUUAUGUGAAUAAACAAUUCACUUUGUUGUUUUCUGUGAGAUUAGUGUGUAUGAAUUGUGAUUUUUUUUUUGUAAAAUAGAUUCUUAAUUGGCAAUUUUUGUUUUUAUUUUUGUUACUGGUUUUACAUGUUGUAGAAUGAACAUUUAACAAAUUUCUAGUGCAUCAAAGUGCUCUCGUAUUAAUUUUUGAUUGGUGGAUUUCUUAGUGCUGCAGAUUUUUUUUGCAAAAACCAUGUUUAAAAUUUGAAAAAUCUGUGAUGUAAUAUGUAGCCUGUGUUCAGAUACUGACUUGCUGUAAUUAUUGGUAAAUAAUGUUCAAUAUGUACAAAUUUUAGUUUAACAAAACAUAACAGACAGUUUUGUUUUAAAGUGAAAAUUGUAGUUUUUUAGCUCGACUAUUCAAAGAAUAGUGAGCUAUUGGACUCACCCAUGCGUCAGUGUCGGCGUCUGCGUCGGCGUCCCGAUUUGGUUAAGGUUUUGUAUGUAAGCUGGUAUCUCAGUAACCACUUGUGGGAAUGGAUUGAAACUUCACACACUUAUUCACAGUGAUAAACUGACCUACACUGCACAGGUUCCAUAACUCUGUUUUGCUUUUUUACAAAAUUAUGCCCCUUUUUCGAUUUAGAAAUUCUUGGUAAAGGUUUUGUAUGUAAGCUGGUAUCUCAGUAACCACUUGUGGGAAUGGAUUGAAACUUCACACACUUAUUCACUGUGAUAAACUGACCUACAUUGCACAGGUUCCAUAACUCUAUUUUUCGUUUUUACAAAAUUAUGCCCCUUUUUCGACUUAGAAAUUCUUGGUUAAGGUUUUGUAUGUAAGCUGGUAUCUCAGUGAUCACUUGUGGGAAUGGAUUGAAACUUCACACACUUAUUCACUGUGAUAAACUGGCCUACAUGGCACAGGUUCCAUAACUCUAUUUUGUUUUUUUACAAAAUUAUGCCCCUUUUUCGACUUAGAAAUUCUUGGUUAAGGUUUUGUAUGUAAGCUGGUAUCUCAGUACCCACAAAUGGGAAUGUAUUGAAACUUCACACACUUGUUCACUGUCAUAAUUUGACAUGCACUGUGCAGGUCCCAUAACUCUACUUUGCAUUUUUUCAAAAUUAUGCCCCUUUUUCUGACUUAGCAGUUUUUGGUUAAGUUUUUUGUAUGUAAGCUGGUUUCUCAGUAUCCACUAAUGGGAAUGGAUUGAAACUUUUCACACUUGUUAACUGUCAUGAGCUGAUAAGCACUGUGAAGGUUCCAUAACUCUUUUUCCCAUUUUUACAGAAUUAUGCCCCGACUUUUAUAUUCAUUCAAUUGACAAGGCUGUUGAAUAGUCGAGCGUUGCUGUCCUCCGACAGCUCUUGUUUAUAGACAAAAUUUGUUCAUCUCUGCCCAUGACAAUGUUAUAAUUCCGUUUUUUGGCCUAUCUUUAUGCAAUGUUGUUAGAGGUUUCAUCAUUUCAUACAUAGGAUAAAUGCAUUAUGUUAAUUCUGCUGUUCUGAUUGAAAUACACAGAUACCAAGGUUGUCAGUUUUGGCAGGGAACAGUGAUGAUAUAAAUUUUUAUACAUGCUUUUUUGAUUAAAUUAGAAAUAACUACAUAAUAUUUGGUUUCUGUUGAAAGUUUCCUAGAAACAUGUUUAUGUGUAUAUUGAGUUGUAUCGCGUUUAUUUAUUAGCAUACACAUUUUCUGUGUUGGCCCUCAUACUUCUCCAUUUUUGCUUUAUUUGCAUAUCUUUCUGCUGAAUGUGUAUUUUUUUUUACAUAUUUAUUUAAAUAAAGAUUUUGUAAUUUUCUUAAACAGAGCAGAUUUUGCAUUUAAGUUAGAAUACACCCCUUGGUUGUAUAGACCCAAGCUAGUUUGGUACUUGUAAUUGUCAAUUACUGUGAAAUCAUACAUAUACGCAGGGCAAAAAGUUUCCAAAACUUAAACUUGUUUCGCAUGGUCGAGUAUUUGCAAUAAAUGGCAUACUUGUGAACUUUGUACAACUAUUUUUAGAUGAAGAUAAGAUUAUGAUAAUAUGUAGAAUGUAAGACUCUGUCAAAUAUGCAUCAUUUUUCACUUCUUUUAUGUAUUGGGAAGUUGUCAGUUAUUUGUUUAAAAUAGUUAAUUGGAAUUGGGAGUUAUGUAAAACUUUGUCACUUAUUUCACUGAUGUUUGAAUGCGGACAGAAGACCUGUAUUUUGACUGUACGUAUGUAAUUCGUACUAGCUUUCUUGUUCGGGAAACCUGUCUAAAUGGGAAGCCCAGAAGAGCAGAAACACCUCCAAACCGAAUAAUUGUUUAAACCCCUUAGAACUUGCUCCAACGGAUGUCUGUGGUUGAGGGGUUCAGUAUACUGCUUCUGUUGUUUAAAUCUCAGUAUUACACAUUUUGUUCAGUUAUAUUUUGUGUACAUUUUUUAAGGCAAGAAUUAUUUUGUUAUUCAUGCUGUUUUUGAUUUGAAAAAAAAAGUUUUUCUAUUAAUUGAAAUGUGUUGUACUGUUUCAGUCUUUUAUAGGAGAUAGAAACAAGCAGAUUUGUAAAGUAUUUUGUGUGACUUUCAUAAAUUGAACUUUUCUAUAGAAAUGCUACAUAUACAUAUGUGAAAAAUGUUGAGAAAUACUAAGAUUGAAAGCCCUAUAUUUCGUGUACCUUAAUGUCAGUGUCUUAAUUCUCCAGUGUACUGUAAGAAAUGGAAGUCUUUGAUUUUGAAUUGCCAAAAUUACAGAUUAUACUGUAACUUCAUACCCACUGGCUUAGCUCAGUAGUGAGAGCGCCAAUCUAUGGAUUGUAGGGUCAUGAGUUCGAUCAUCGGGUGGGCCGUAUCUUCUCCGUGCAAAGUUGAAGCAAUUCUAAAAGACAAAGACUAAAUUUUUCUAAUAAAAAAUGGACAUUAUUGACUAUUGCCUAGACUGCACGCCAAUAGUUGAUAUAUAGAUUGUGUUCACACUUUUAAAGUCCACUACUCUACUUCAAAUAAAAAUGAAAAAAAAUUA
Molecule: messenger RNA, 4227 nt
Organism: Mercenaria mercenaria
Lineage: Eukaryota; Metazoa; Mollusca; Bivalvia; Venerida; Veneridae
Product: programmed cell death protein 4-like
Exons: 7
Coding region: 10-1053 (347 amino acids)
Biological process (GO): negative regulation of DNA-templated transcription
Cellular component (GO): nucleus; cytosol
Source: RefSeq, a predicted model, not a curated record